AUGCCGUUACCUGAUGGAUUCACUCAGUUACUCAACCUGACCCACUUGUAUCUUAAUGACACAUUCCUCGACUAUUUACCAGCUAAUUUUGGAAGAUUAGUGAAACUCAAAAUAUUGGAGAUCCGUGAAAACCAUCUCAAGUCACUGCCAAAGUAUCCUGAAGUUGUUGGUACACUUGUGAAUUUAACAGAAUUGUGGGUAGAUUCAAAUACUCUUUCAAAAAUACCCUCAUUUAUCGGUAACUUAAAGCGACUGCAGUAUUUUGAUGGAUCCAAAAAUAAAAUAGAAUCUCUGCCACCGGAAGUGGAUGGACUUGAGUCCCUCACAGAUAUGCAUUUAUCAACAAAUUGUCUCAAACUGCUUCCAGAAAGUAUCGGUAAACUCAGUAAACUAAGUACUCUAAAAGUUGAUGACAAUCAGUUGUCUAUGUUACCAUACUCUAUUGGUGGAAUGAUAUCUAUGGAGGAACUGAUAUUGAACAUGAAUGAUUUACAAGAAUUGCCACCGAGUAUCGGACUCUUAAGAAAUAUACGCCAUCUAAACGUGGAUGAUAAUUUACUUUUUGACCUUCCAUCCGAGCUUGGUAGCUGUUCUCACAUUCGUCUUCUCUCCCUCCGGGGGAAUAAACUUGAAGUGUUGCCUGAUGAACUUGGAAGGAUAUCCCGGCUAACUGUUGUCAACCUUAGCAAUAAUCGUCUCAAGUAUCUACCAUUCAACUUCUGCAAAUUAAAGAAUUUACAAGCAUUGUGGCUUUCUGACAACCAGUCUAAACCACUGAUACCACUUCAAACAGAUUGGGAUGAAUACUAUCAAAACAGGAUACUGACGUGUUUCAUGUUUCCACAACAACCAAGGCUUCCUGAUGACGAAAUUUAUUUUAGUGAUGGAGAAAGUUUUCAUCCCUCACUUUGGGAAGAAGAAAGAAGGGCAAAAAAACAGAUUAUGUUCGAUGUCAACGACUCAGAGUCAGAGCGUUCAUAUAAAAGGUCACCGACACCGUUCCCAAAAGAGCCGUAUAAACCGAGAAGAUUAGUGUUGACGCAGCCUAACGGAGACAUUCCGGAUGGUCGAAGGGGUCAUAAUAAAACACCAGGUUACUCAGCAGUUGAGACAAACAGACUAGGACUGGGACCCGAUAUCAGAAUUGGCGAAGCGAAAGUAACCAAACCUAGCAAACCAUCAUCACCACUUCAUGAUAGGCACCAUCUGUAUAACGCUGAUAAGAAAAAAAGUGCCAAAGACAAGGCAAGAAUACGAAGGGGGUCACGGGAUAGUACGGGAACGGAGAGUGAUACAUCGCCGACAAGAAGUCUAUUGAGUUCUUCCAACUCAUCACCGUCUAGAAAACCGGAAAUGAUGAUUCACAGUACAUCAGGAAGAUCAAUUAAUGACGAUGACAGUGAAGACAUAAUGGUGGCCGCUAAGCAACCUAUUGUGACAGCGCCACCACACCGGGAUAGUCCAAGUCCCGAUAGCGGCAAAGGUAGCCCAGGUGAAAGGUCACCACUGACGUCAACAUCACCUAUGGAUAAUAGUCCAAUUAGAACAUUGCCGGAUGGUAGUCCGGUGCGUAGUCUACCGGAUGGAUCAUCAACAAAGUCGCCAACAAGUCCAACAACAGUUUUGCCGGCUCCAAGUGGAAGCUCUGAUAAAAUUACAUUGCCACAUGAAAGCCCGAAAAAAAUUGUGUCUGGAAUUCAAAGCCCAGUAAAGCAGUCUUCAGGUAACUGUAGCCCAGCGAGAAGAAUUCCACCGAAUGGAAGCGUAAGCAGCAGUCCAGUGAAGCGAGCUACAAAAACUGGAAGCCCAGUGAAAGUUGUGCAUUCUCAGGUUCAUAACAAAACAAACACUUUACCUUCUUCAAUGGGAAGCCCCACGAAAACUAAAUGGAGAUCCGCGGUUGCCAGAGCGACCACAAACGCUGGAUAUUGUGAAUAA
Molecule: messenger RNA, 1938 nt
Organism: Saccoglossus kowalevskii
Lineage: Eukaryota; Metazoa; Hemichordata; Enteropneusta; Harrimaniidae
Biological process (GO): receptor clustering; embryo development; cell-cell adhesion
Cellular component (GO): adherens junction; basolateral plasma membrane; postsynaptic membrane
Molecular function (GO): protein kinase binding
Source: RefSeq, a predicted model, not a curated record